AUGUUGGCCCUUCGAGAUCAGGAAAACCUGGUAAACGCCCAUCAAACCGCCGCCGCGUCUAAGCCCUUGAACCAAGGCGUCAAACAACGAGCUCCCAAGACUCCAGGCAAAGCAACUUUCACCGUCCCUCUCAAUGACGAAAACAAGCCUUUACAGUUUGGAAAAGGCACCGUGAAGGGCAAGGGAAAGUCGAGCAAGGAUGCAUUUAUUACGCCUAUGGCACCCAGAAACCGUGCACCUCUUGGUAUGAAAACAACCAACCAAAAAGCCAAAGGCCUUCAGACACCCGCUCCUUUCGGAGGAACCCAGAAACCGGAGAAGACCAACCGCAGAACUUCAACAGCUCAGAAGAUAAAGAAAGCCGCCCCAGUGGUACAGCAAGCUCAGAGCCAAGUUUUCACUGAGGCUAUCGACGAUGAUAUUCCCGACAUUGAAUACAUGCCACCUAAGCCGAAGGAUCUCCCAGAUUUUCCAGAUGAUAUUACAUAUGAUACGACUUUCCCCCAGUUCCGUCCCCAGAACCGUGCUCUUGGUCUGGCCAGUGUAUAUGGAGUGGAGGAAGUUGGAAGUGAUGGCCUUACCAAGAAACAGCGCAAGCUCAAGGCCGAUUCCGCCUUGUAUGACAAGAUGAUCGAUAACAUGAUCAUGAAGCAAUUGGACGACGUUACAUUCGAAGAACUCAGCGAAGAUGAGUCUAUCAAGGCGCCGAUUCGGGAAAUUCGAAACAGCAGUCGAAACAGCAUCCGGGGACCAUCAGCCAACACUCGUUCUCGACAUAUUUCCACGCUUCGAUCUCGUGAGGCUGCUACUGCUCUCUCUGGUCCCAAGCCAAGUGCAGCUUCAGCUAGGUCCGCCGCUUCUAAACCCCAGGGACUGUUGUCCAUGCUGAUGCCCAAGAAACCUGCCAGACUCCCGAGUAAUCCAUCCUCUAUGCGCAAUACUGCUGCCACUGUGAUAUCAAAUAACACACUCGGAUACUCCAAGGGCCGAUCCGUUUCGUCCUCAUUGCGUGAGCAGAGUACCAGCCGGUCUGCCAGUCCGCAGACCACACUCUCUCCUCAUGAUUAUAUGCAGCUAUACGGUACACCUUCCCUCGGCUCGAGUAUGUGGACUCGUUGCAAAGCUGCAGGCUGCUUUGAUGUUGAAAUGAAUGAUGUGGAUGUCACAGGCGAGGAGCCAGAUGAGCUCCAGAUCCUAGGGGAGGAUGAAGAGGCAGAGAGCUUCCAGUUGACGCUCUAA
This is a messenger RNA of Penicillium taxi, 1239 nucleotides long. RefSeq lists its product as uncharacterized. The coding region runs from base 1 to 1239 and encodes 412 amino acids. The record is from RefSeq and is a predicted model, not a curated record. Lineage: Eukaryota; Fungi; Ascomycota; Eurotiomycetes; Eurotiales; Aspergillaceae. The transcript has 3 exons.